Dioscorea cayenensis subsp. rotundata (Guinea yam) is the source of this 1362-nucleotide messenger RNA. RefSeq lists its product as uncharacterized. The record is from RefSeq and is a predicted model, not a curated record. The coding region runs from base 1 to 1242 and encodes 413 amino acids. The transcript is spliced from 7 exons. Lineage: Eukaryota; Viridiplantae; Streptophyta; Magnoliopsida; Dioscoreales; Dioscoreaceae.
AUGAUGAAGGCAAAUUGGCUUUGCUGGUUUUCUGGCUUUUCAAUUUUCCAAAUGGCGGUGACGGGAUGGUAUGGUCCUCUCAUCGAUCUCUCAGAUGCUUCUUCGCAUCUUGAUGACUUCGUUCAGCUCAUCGUCUUCGUCCACCGAUCUCAACCCAUCCAGAAAUCCAGUGGCUCAAGAGAAGGAAAAUUAUUAAAGACUGAUAUUCAAGUUGGUGAUAAUACAAGAUCAUAUUUCUCUAUAUCAGUUUGGCAAAAGCAUUUAUGGUCUAUGAUAGUUGCUGGUGAUAUCAUAUUUCUACAAAAUGUCAAGAUUGUCAAAUUCAGAGAUAUCUUAGAGGCUUCUACUGUUCAAGUCACUGGAGUGCAAGUUUUAAUAAAUUCCUACAAGUUUACCACCACAAAAGCCAAUACUGAAAUUGAAGCAAACUGCAGUGUGGGUGAGAGAACAAGAGAAAAGCUGAGGAGGGUAGUAGAAUGGGUGCGGCUUACUGAAUCUGCAACUCUCCACUUACAGCCAGUAAAUGCAAAAUGUCAGCCAGUGAAGAACUGGAAAUCGCAUGAAGAAAAAGUGCUAAACAGAUAUUUGUUCGUCUCUGAAUUGCCGUACCUCUCCAACUCAUCCAACGCAAACUUUUAUGCCUGGAUUAAUGAAAUUUCAUUUCCAUCUACUGGUAAACAUGGUGCAAUUGAGGAUUGGCAGUUAUUUCACAGUGGGAGACUGACUAUGUUGUCUGACUUCAAAGCCGAAGACCUUAUUUGCACUGGCUGCAAGCUAUGUGGUUCUCCAUUGGACUCUAGAUAUAUAGUGGAGGGUAGCAGGAUUCCACUUGACUGCAUGGAGAACUCCAAAUAUCUUCAUGAUGUUUGUUUCAUAUACAGACCAUUCCUGCUACAUGUGAGGGACGAAACCGGCCAAAUUCCUCUUCUUGUGAAGAACAAGACAGCUGAAAUUCUCUUUGGAGGUAUUUCUGCCGAAAAUGUCUACAAAUAUUAUUUGGAGGAGAAGAAUAAUAAGGUCCUUCCUCAUGCAUGCCACGAAAACCCACAACUGAGUUGCAGUCUACAAACUGAAAAUCAGAGAAACAGAAGAAUUCUUAACUUUUAUCAUAUUUUCUUGAUCAUGAUGAAGUUACUGAUGCAUGAAGACAACAACAGCCCUUUCUUAUUUGAAAUCAUUGUGGAUGUGGAUCAGACUUGUAAAUUUGAGUUGGUUACCCUCACAAUGCCAUGUUGCACUUGAGCAAGUUAUGCAAUGUGUCAAGUAUUCUGCAUUUGUGCAAGUGGUGUUGUUGUAUCGGACUGAAACUCAGCUCAAUUGGGAUUUCAUUCUGAUUGUAAAAUUUUCAACAUUUGUAGUUCA